AUGUUGGUCUCUAACAUCACAGUCUUCAUGCCAUCUGUCUUGACCCUAAUUGGGAUCCCAGGCCUAGCGUUUGUGCAGUGCUGGAUCGGAAUCCCAUUCUGUGCCAUGUACCUUAUUGCAAUGAUUGGAAAUUCUUUGCUUCUGUUUAUCAUCAAAUCAGAGCAUAGUCUUCAUGAGCCCAUGUAUAUUUUCCUAGGCAUGCUAGGAGCCACAGAUAUUGCACUUGCUACCAGCAUAUUGCCCAAGAUGCUUGGAAUCUUCUGGUUUCAUUUGCCAGACAUCUAUUUUGAUUGCUGCCUGUUCCAAAUGUGGUUCAUCCACACAUUUCAGUGCAUAGAGUCAGGCAUUCUGCUCGCCAUGGCCCUGGACCAUUAUGUGGCAAUCUGUUAUCCACUAAAACAUGCCACAAUUUUCACCCACCAGCUAGUCACUCAAAUAGGAGCUGUUGUAAUACUCAGGGCUGCCAUUCUUGUAGCCCCAUGCCUAGUACUGAUAAAGUUCAGGUUCCAAUUUUAUCACACAACAGUCAUCUCUCACUCCUACUGUGAGCACAUGGCCAUUGUGAAACUAGCUGCAGGAAAUGUCAGGGUCAACAAAAUCUAUGGUUUGUUUGUGGCCUUCACUGUUGCAGGGUUUGACCUCACAUUCAUUGCAUCCUACAUUCGGAUAUUUACCACAGUUUUUAAUUUGCCCCAGAAGGAGGCCAGGUUUAAGACGUUCAACACCUGCAUCGCUCACAUCUGUGUCUUCCUCCAGUUCUACCUCCUGGCCUUCUUCUCCUUCUUCACACACAGGUUUGGCUCUCACAUUCCUCCUUGGAUCCAUAUCCUCUUCUCUAGCAUUUACUUGCUGGUCCCUCCAUUCCUCAACCCACUUGUCUAUGGUUUAAAGACUAAGCAGAUUCACUUUAAUGUGAUAAAAAUGUGCUGUUCAUAA
This is a messenger RNA of Heterocephalus glaber (naked mole-rat), 936 nucleotides long. RefSeq names its product olfactory receptor 52A1. The record is from RefSeq and is a predicted model, not a curated record. Gene Ontology annotation, molecular function: G protein-coupled receptor activity; olfactory receptor activity. Gene Ontology annotation, cellular component: plasma membrane. Lineage: Eukaryota; Metazoa; Chordata; Mammalia; Rodentia; Bathyergidae. Gene Ontology annotation, biological process: G protein-coupled receptor signaling pathway.